AUGAUGGAUUCUGAUAGCAGUAAUACUAGCAGUCCCACCGAGAGCGAAUUUAGUUUCAAACAUGAAAAAUCAAUUGAUGAAGAGGAUACAAUGUUAGCUAGUACACUAAGAGAAGUUUCUACUCCACCACUUCAACAGGAAGAAAAUCAAGUAGAAUUCAGGAAAUUACUAGAGUCCAUGAUGGGGUCUAACAGCGAAUCUGAUGAAGAAAAUAGUGACAAAGAUCAACAGAAAAAUGAAGAUGAUAAAAAAGUUGAUCCUGAUAAGCUAGUUGAAGCUUACCAUCAGUGUAUUUUUGAAGAAUUAGAAAUAAUGGCGGGUCCAGAGUCACCCAAAGAUCAUCGGUUGGAAUAUCUUGGUUCUUGUAUACAAAAGUCAUUAAAACUCAAACCAGAAAAAUGGGGAAGAUUAUUAUUAACUGAAGAAUAUCGAAAUGCUAUAAUUGACUUUCUUGAUAAUCCGUAUCCAGCAGCUCUCUUUGUUGUUAUGACGCCUAAUGCUCAACUCGUUGCGUCUUGUAAUUUUCCAAUUCCAUGUCAGAGAACAAAAGGUACUUUUGCUGUUAAAAUACGAAUGACGCCGGUCCCCAAAGAUGCUGAAGGAUGUGCGUCCAUGUUGAUUAUAGGAGAUUUAUCAAACAGAAUUGUUGACGAACUUGCAACUCUUGUAGAUAAUGUUUUCGCUCCACUGCUUUGUAAAUCGGAAAAUCACAAAGAUUUACCGGAAAUUGCUAUUCAAGAUAUUAGCCGUCAAGUCCAUCUCAUACGAGGAACUUUAUAUCAGGUUAAAGGUCAAGUAAAUGGAAAGACAGUUUUGCCUAUGCCAGCUGGACUGGAAAAAGUAGCAGAAGUUGAAAGACAAGUGAGUGAAGAAGGACCUCAAGCAGUUGACCUUUAUCUAAAAAGUGCCAUUGAAGGUGUUGUGAUAAAGUGGGCUUAUCUGGUAAAUGAUGUGGUUACUCAGGAUUCCAGUGUUGCUUUUGAAAAUGGACAAAAUCCUACGCCUUAUGUUGAACUUGAAUAUUGGUCUAAGCGUCUCACCAACUUGAGGUAUAUUUUCGAUCAACUACGAGAAGAUCGGGUACGGAAGAUGGCAAUAAUCCUCGAGAAAACAGACAGUGCAUAUUAUCCUUGUUUUCGCACUCUCUUUGGUAAUGUCGUAUCCGCCCUCGCAGAAGCAAAAGAGAUAUCGUUGUACUUGACACCCUUAAGGAGAUGCUUCAAGGCCAUCGAGGAAAUUGAUUUUUCUGAAGCUAAGCAAAUCUCCAACCUGUUGAUACAGGAAGCGCGACGAUUUCUUGAUCCUUCUUCCAUCUUUCAAAGCGAUGUUGAUGAAGCAUUACAGCGUGUACAAAUUUCUCGAAGUGUAUUAGAAGAGUUUAAAAUCCAAUUUGAGUUUGCAAGAGCUCAUCCAGGUAUGAAACCAGAUUCACCACCAUGGACAUUCAAUUCUGCUGCGGUAUUCCAUCGAUUAGAUGCUUUCCUGAAGAGAUUAGCAGAUAUUGAGUGGCUUUUUUAUACAGUCUUGGAAUUUUCUAAACUAGAAAAAAUAGAAAUUGGUGGAAUUCUAGGUCGUUCUUUAAGUGCAAGAAUUGUUUCAGUUGUAAAAGAGUUUCAGCAUCUUUUUGCUGCAUUCUCAGCACGUGCUAGUGAUGUUCUUGAACCUGACGAUGAAUCUUUUGCUGUCAACUGUGCCAAAUUCAGCGAAUCGAUCACAGACCUAGACAGCAAACUUGCUGCAAUACUUUGCCAAGCUUUUGAUGACUGCAGCAAUUUGGAGAGUGCUUUCAAGCUGAUCAAUAUCUCUGGAACAGUGCUGAAUCGAACAGUAAUUCGCAAACAAUUUAUGGACCGUUACACUCAGAUAUACGAACUGCUGAAUAAUGAAUUGACAAUGGUAGAAAUACUUUUCCAUCGUGGCAUACGUGAAUCCUUCAGCGAUCUUCCCCCCUUAGCUGCAGCACUGCAAUUUACCAGUAUGCUCAGACAACGAAUCAAUCUUCCAGUGCAGUCAUUCAAAACUCUUCAACACUCUAUUGUAGAGAGCAAAGAAGGACAGAAUAUUUUAGCGCGAUAUGAAAGAUUUAUUAAUUUACUGAACGAAAAAGACACAGUCCUUUUUGAAGAAUGGGCUCAGCUCGUACCGCAAGCAGUUGAAAAAGGACUCCGACGAACUUUAUUGACAAGGGAUCGGGGUUCCAUUCUUUUAAUGGUUAACUUUGACUCAGAUUUACUUGCGAUUCUAGAGGAAGUUAAAUAUCUUAAACAAACGGCCCAUGAAAAUAUUCCUGAAGUUGCUCUACAAGUAGCAGAGAAAGCUGAGGUAUUUCGGAAAUUUCGAGCUUUUCUACAUAUUACUGUGACUUCAUACAAUGACAUAAGAAGGACUUCUAGACAAAUAGAAUAUAAUCUUAUUGAGUUGGAAGUAGCAAGGAUCGAUUCCAUGGUAACGCGUGGAGAGAAGGAGCUUUGUUGGAAUUCAGAAGGACUAGCUGAUUACAUCAAUGAGCUGGGAGUACUUGUGCAAAAUCUAUGGAAGAGAUUGAAAGCAAUUCAAGCAAACGUUGAAAAGAUUAAGAAAAUCUUAGAGCCAUGGACUAAAACUCCACUAAUUGAACGGAAAGAUCAUCGUAAAGAUACGUUACUUGCUUUAGAUGAAAGGGCAGAAAACAUUGCAAAGCGUUAUAGCGAAAUUCACAAAGGUGCUGAACAAAUUCACGCCCUUCUUAGAGAAAAUGAGCUUCUAUUUGAAAUUUCUACCGAAGUUCAGGAUGCUUGGAAAAAAUAUGUCGAAUAUGUUGAUGAUAUUGUUGUAGAGUAUCUUCGUAGGAGUGUUGGUUGUUGUUUAAGUUAUCUUUCAGAGAAUAUGGAUCCAGUGGGACAAAGAGAAGCUUUAUUCGAAGCUAAAUUAGAGCUUCGCGAACCAGAUUUAUACUACGAACCUUCAUUAGAACCAGAUGAUCCUGAGGGGCUUGAACAACUAAUUGUUGGUCUCCUAAAUGAUAUUAUGAACAUGGCUUCUUUAAUUCCAAGAUUAAGAAGUGACGUUGAAGGAUAUAGAGUUGAUAUAGAACAAGACGCAGACAUUACUGCUAUGAAAAAUGAAAUUUUAUCUGGAGUAGGUAAAGCUAUUGAUGAAGCAACUGAAUUUUGUGGAAUUUUUGAAGGAUAUGCUUAUUUAUGGUUGGAAGAUCGAGAUACUGUGAUGCAACAGUUUCUUGAAUACAGUCGUCAAUUGACAAUGGAUGAAAUGGAGAUGAUAGCAAUGUUAGACCCAAAAGCACCCCAAAAAGCUUCCCCAAGAAUGGAGCAAUUUCGAGAACAGAUUGACUUAUAUGAGGGUCUCUAUUUCGAGAUUGAAGAGAUGAAACCAUCACGAGUUUUUUGUGGGUGGUUCCGAGUUAACCUUAGACCCUUCAAACAGUCACUACUCAAUACUGUAUGCAAAUGGUCCAGCAUGUUUAAAAAACAUUUAGUUGAACGUGUCACAAGCAGCCUGUCUGAUUUAGGAAACUUUAUAAGAUUAGCUGACGAGGGUUUACUACAGCAGAUUCAACCUGGUGAUUACGUGGGUCUCAUCGCUGUUAUGGGAUAUCUGAUGCAAGUAAAAGAGCGUCAACCAACAACAGAUGAAAUGUUCCAACCCCUUCAGGAAACUAUUGAGCUUCUCAAAUUCUAUGAUCAAGAUAUCCCAGAGGAAGUGAAUGUAUUACUCCAAGAAUUACCCGAGCAAUGGGCUAAUACAAAAAAACUUGCUCUUUUAGUCAAGCAACAGGUUGCACCGCUGCAAGCUGGUGAGGUUUCACGUAUACGAGGAAGGAUAUCUGCAUUUGAUACUACAAUUGGUCACUACAGAGAAGCCUUUCGCCGUUAUAACUUUUUCAAGUAUGACUGUCAGAACGCCUAUGGACUGUUAGAUGAAGCAGAUAAAGAGAUUUGUAUGCUUGAGCGACAGAUGAAUGAUAUUCAAGAGUCAGCAUCUCUUUUUGAGGUGACAGUACCAGAGUUCAAGCAGUUGAAACAAUGUAGGAGAGAACUUAAGAUGCUAAAACAGCUCUGGGACUAUGUUUAUAUCGUUAGAAGUAGCAUUGAAGGUUGGAAGACAACACCCUGGAGGAAAGUUGACGUAGAGAACAUGGACAUUGAAUGCAAAAAAUUUGCUAAAGAAAUUCGAGCUCUGGACAAAGAAAUGCGACCUUGGGAUACGUACGUUUCAUUAGAGGCGACCGUGAAGAAUAUGUUGACAUCUCUAAGAGCCGUGGGCGAACUUCAAAACCCUGCCAUCCGUGAAAGACACUGGAGACAACUGAUGAAUAGCACAAAGAGAUUGGGCGACAUGACUCCAGAAGAAACAGUCCGAUUCGUAAUGGAUGAAUCAACAACUCUCGCUGAUUUGCUGGAAUUAAAUCUUCAUGAUUGUGAGGAGGAAGUUAAGAACAUUGUUGAUAAAGCAGUUAAGGAAAUGUCGAUGGAAAAGUAUCUUCGAGAACUUAAUUCUACUUGGUCCACAAUGGAGUUUGAACGAGAAGUUCAUCAACGAACUGGAGCAACUUUAUUGAAGGCUAGUGAAGAGCUCAUUGAAACUCUAGAAGAAAAUCAGGUUCAAUUGCAAAACUUGAUCACAUCAAAGUUUAUUGCUCAUUUCCUAGAAGAAGUUUCAUGUUGGCAGAAGAAGUUAAGCAUUGCUGAUCAAGUAACAACUAUCUGGUUUGAAGUACAACGAACGUGGAUGCAUCUAGAGAGUAUUUUUUUAUCGUCAGAAGAUAUUAGAAAACAACUUCCAGUCGACGCAGAACGCUUCGAUAGAAUCGAUGAAGAGUUUAAGAAAAUGACAGUAGAAAUGGCGAAAACCCCAAAUGUUGUACAAGCCACUAAUAGAGAAGGAUUGGCAGCAGCACUUGAUGUUUUGCAAAAAGAGCUUGUGCUUUGUGAAAAAGCGUUAGCAGAAUAUUUGGAGACUAAGCGACUUGCCUUCCCUCGGUUUUAUUUUAUUUCUUCUACUGAUUUGUUGGAUAUUCUCUCAAAUGGAAAUCAACCUGAAGUAGUAGCAAAACACUUGACUAAGCUAUUUGAUUCCAUGGCUAGACUUAAAUUCAAUUCAGAUAAUCCGAGUGUUUAUCGAGCUGUUGAUGGAAUGUAUGCAAAAGAUGGAGAGUAUGUAACUUUCACUAAUUGCGAAAUGGUUUGUGAAGGAGCAGUUGAAGUUUGGUUAAAUCGCCUGCAAAGUGCAAUGCGUGUAUCAAUUCGUCAUUAUUUUAGUGAAGCUGUCGUUGGUUAUGAAGAGAAACCUCGAGAACAAUGGUUGUUUGAUUAUCCAGCACAAGUUUCUCUCUGUGGAACUCAAAUUUGGUGGACUACUGAAGUGAAUUUAGCAUUUUCUCGAUAUGAAGAAGGAUACGAUAAUGCUCUUAAAGAUUAUCUUAAAAAGCAAAUUCUACAACUCAGUACGUUGAUCAGUCUUUUACUUGGUGAAUUGAGUAAACAGGAUCGACAGAAAGUCAUGACCAUUUGUACUAUCGACGUUCACUCACGAGACGUUGUUGCUAAGCUGGUACAAGCUAAAGUAGAAACUGCACAGGCUUUCCAAUGGCAAAGUCAGCUGCGUCAUCGAUGGGAUGAAAAAGAAAAAGAUUGCUUCGCUAAUAUUUGCGAUGCUCAGUUUAAAUACUCACAUGAAUACUUAGGAAAUACGCCCAGGCUUGUUAUUACUCCAUUAACUGACAGAUGUUACAUUACUCUAACUCAAUCGCUACAUCUAAUAAUGGGUGGAGGACCUGCUGGUCCUGCAGGAACUGGAAAAACAGAGACCACCAAAGAUCUAGGUCGAGCAUUAGGUAUAAUGGUGUACGUUUUUAACUGCUCUGAACAAAUGGAUUACAAAUCAUGUGGGAACAUUUAUAAAGGUCUCGCACAAACUGGUGCUUGGGGAUGCUUCGAUGAAUUUAACAGAAUUUCCGUAGAAGUUUUGUCAGUUGUAGCUGUCCAAGUGAAGUCUGUUCAGGAUGCCAUAAGAGAUAAAAAACAAAAAUUCAAUUUUAUGGGAGAAAUAAUUCAAUUAGAACCGACUGUUGGAAUUUUUAUUACUAUGAAUCCCGGAUAUGCCGGACGUACUGAGUUACCAGAAAAUUUAAAAGCUCUAUUUCGACCAUGUGCCAUGGUAGUACCUGAUUUUGAACUUAUCUGUGAAAUUAUGUUAGUUGCUGAAGGAUUUCAAGAUGCUAAAAUAUUAGCAAGAAAAUUUAUUACUUUAUAUACACUCUGUAAAGAAUUAUUGUCGAAACAAGAUCAUUAUGACUGGGGAUUGCGAGCAAUAAAAUCAGUUUUAGUGGUGGCAGGAAGUUUAAAACGAGGAGAUCCAGGAAGACCUGAAGAAGAAGUACUCAUGAGAGCAUUGCGAGAUUUUAAUAUUCCAAAAAUAGUUUCUGAUGAUCUGCCAGUUUUCAUGGGAUUAAUUGCAGAUUUAUUUCCAGCUUUAGAUGUACCGCGAAAGAGAGAUGUGGAAUUUGAGAAAACAGUAAAACAAGCAGCAGCUGAUUUAUUACUUCAACCCGAAGAUGGUUUUAUUCUCAAGGUCGUCCAGUUGGAAGAAUUGUUAGAGGUCAGACAUUCUGUAUUUAUUGUUGGCACAGCAGGUUGUGGAAAAACUCAAGUCUGGCGAACUCUUUUUAGAACUUACCAAAAUAUUAAAAGAAAACCAAUCUAUAAUGAUCUCAACCCUAAAGCUGUAACCAACGAUGAGCUCUUUGGAAUAAUAAAUCCGGCGACACGAGAAUGGAAAGAUGGUUUAUUUUCUGUAAUAAUGAGGGACCAAGCUAACUUGGGUGGAGAAAAUCCUAAAUGGAUCAUUCUUGAUGGUGAUAUAGAUCCAAUGUGGAUUGAAUCAUUGAACACGGUGAUGGAUGAUAAUAAAAUUCUUACCCUUGCAAGCAACGAAAGAAUUGCUCUAACACCAGCAAUGAGACUAUUAUUUGAAAUUUCAAAUUUGCGAACGGCAACACCUGCUACUGUCUCUCGUGCAGGAAUACUUUAUAUAAAUUCUCAGGACCUUGGUUGGAAUCCUUAUGUAACUAGUUGGAUAGAAACCCGAACUAUACCAGCAGAGAAAUCGAAUCUCGUAACUCUAUUUGAUAAAUACAUACCAAUAUGUUUAGAAACACUGAGAACAAGAUUCAAGAAAAUAACUCCAAUUGCUGACAUGGCUCAUGUGGAAAUGUUGUGUCAACUAUUGAACUGUCUUCUUAAACCAGAAGUUACAGCACAUGAAUUUACAAAAGAUCAUUACGAGUUGUACUUUAAUUUUGCGGCAGUCUGGGCGUUUGGAUCAGCCAUGUUUCAAGACCAAAAUAUUGAUUACAGAGUAGAAUAUACUAAAUGGUGGGUUAAUGAAUUUAAACAAGUGAAAUUUCCAUCUCAAGGUUCAGUUUUUGAUUAUUAUAUUGAUCCAGAAACGAGAGAAUUUAUGCAUUGGAAUGAACGUGUUCCUAGAUUUGAAUUAGAUCCAGACAUUCCUCUACAAGCUGCUGUAGUUCACACUGCGGAAUCGAUAAGAAUAAAAUAUUUCUUGGACCUUUUAAUGGCUGAAAAGAAUCCAGUAAUGCUCGUAGGUACAGCAGGAUGUGGAAAAACAGUUUUAGUGUCUGAGAAACUUCUUCAACUUUCUGAAAACUACGCUGUUACAAAUAUACCUUUUAAUUUCUAUACAUCAUCGGAGAUGCUGCAAAAAAUUCUAGAAAAACCAUUAGAGAAAAAAGCAGGGAGAAAUUAUGGUCCACCAGGGAAUAAAACGUUGAUUUAUUUUAUCGAUGAUAUGAAUAUGCCUGAGGUUGAUACCUAUGGUACAGUUCAACCACACACACUCAUUCGUCAGCAUUUGGAUUAUGGACAUUGGUAUGACAGGACUAAAUUAUCUCUGAAAGAUAUUCAUAAUUGUCAGUAUAUCAGCUGUAUGAACCCUACUGCGGGUUCUUUUACAAUAAAUCCUCGUCUACAAAGACAUUUUAUAGUAUUUGCUGUCAGCUUUCCUAAUAAUGACUCGUUAAUGACGAUUUAUUCAUCAAUUCUUUCUCAACAUUUAGCUAACCUUGAACACAGGUUUCCAUUGUGCGUGACAGAGAUGGGAGAUAGCAUCGUCCAAGCCUCUCUUCAGCUUCACAAUCGAUGUGCUCAAGUUUUUCUACCUACAGCAACAAAAUUCCAUUAUAUUUUUAAUCUACGUGAUCUCUCAAAUUGUUUCCAAGGCAUGCUAUUUAGUGGAAAUGAAUGUCUUCAGUCAUCUUGUGAUAUUAUUCGUCUUUGGAUGCAUGAAACUCAUCGAGUUUAUGGAGAUAAAUUAACUGAUGACAAAGACAUUGAUAGUUUUAUUAAAUUACAAAUCGAUAUAUUGAAAAAAAAUACCGAGGAAAUUGAUGAAAGUGCAGUACUGGAGAAACCAAAUAUAUAUUGUCACUUUGCGGGUGGUGUCGGUGAACCUAAAUACAUGCCAGUGAAAGAUUGGACGACACUUAACCGUCUAUUGUCAGAAGCUCUUAUAAGCUACAAUGAUUUAGUUGCUGCGAUGAACCUAGUUCUCUUUGAAGAUGCAAUGAUGCAUGUUUGUCGUAUAAAUCGAAUUUUAGAAUCACCAAGAGGAAGUGCUUUACUAGUUGGCGUUGGGGGUUCUGGAAAACAAAGCCUUUCUCGCUUGGCAGCAUUCAUAAGCUCUCUAGAAGUCUCGCAGAUUCAAUUACGAAAGGGAUAUGGAGUAAUUGAUUUGAAAAUGGAACUCGCUGCUUUGUAUAUGAAGUCUGGACUUAAAAAUAUAGGCAUCAUGUUUCUAAUGACUGAUGCACAGGUGCCUAAUGAACAGUUUUUAGUUUUAAUUAAUGACAUGCUUGCAUCUGGCGAAGUACCAGAUCUUUUUCCCGAAGAUGAAGUGGAGAAUAUAAUUGCAGGUGUUCGAAAUGAGGUAAAGGGUGCUGGAAUAUUGGAUAGCAGGGAAAAUUGUUGGAAAUUCUUCAUUGAUCGAGUUAGACGACAGCUAAAAAUUGUUUUAUGCUUCUCACCAGUUGGAUCAAUAUUAAGAGUAAGAUCAAGGAAAUUCCCAGCAAUAAUAAACUGUACUGCAAUCAACUGGUUUCAUGAGUGGCCUCAGGAGGCUUUGAUGUCCGUUUCAAAGAGAUUUUUAGAAGAACUCGAUGAAUUACCAGUGGACUGCAGGGAGUCAGCAGCAAAGUUCAUGGCCCAUGCCCACACGACCGUGAACGCAACGAGCCGUCUCUAUUUGGCGAGCGAACGACGUUACAAUUAUACUACACCAAAGUCAUUCCUGGAACAAAUUAGUCUGUACAUGAAACUUCUUAAAGCUAAAUCCAGCGAAUUAAGGGGCCGGAUCGAGCGGCUGGAAAAUGGUCUGGCGAAGUUAAGAUCAACAGCAGCUCAAGUAGCUGAAUUGAAGCAAAAAUUGGCUAUACAGGAAGUAGAAUUACAGCAGAAAAAUGAAGCUGCGGAUGCUCUGAUAGCUAUUGUUGGCGUUGAAACGGAAAAGGUCCAGAAAGAAAAAGCAUUAGCUGAUGAGGAGGAAUCGAAAGUCGCUGUAAUUGCGGAGGAAGUGCUGAAAAAACAGAAGGAUUGUGAAGCGGAUUUGGUAAAGGCCGAACCAGCUUUACUAGCAGCUCAAGAGGCUUUAAACACUCUUAAUAAAGCGAAUCUCACAGAAUUAAAGUCAUUUGGAUCUCCACCAGGCGCUGUGACCAACGUCACCGCCGCUGUAAUGGUCCUCCUCGCACCUAAUGGCAAGGUGCCAAAGGAUAGGAGUUGGAAAGCUGCCAAAAUCGUCAUGGCUAAAGUUGAUGCAUUUCUUGAUUCUUUAAUAAAUUAUGAUAAAGAAAAUAUACAUCCAGAGGUCAUAAAAGCUAUACAACCGUAUUUAAAAGACUCUGAAUUUGAACCAGAAUUUGUACGAUCAAAAUCCGCUGCCGCUGCGGGUUUAUGUGCUUGGGUUAUCAAUAUCAUUAAGUUUUACGAAGUUUUCUGUGAUGUUGAACCUAAGAGGAAAGCCCUAGCGCAAGCAAAUGCUGAAUUAGCAGCUGCUCAAGAGAAAUUAAGUGGUAUCAAACGAAAAGUUGCUUCAUUAGAAGAGCAAUUAGCGAAGCUCACAGCUGACUUCGAACAAGCGACAUCCGAGAAGCUCAAGUGCCAGCAAGAAGCAGACGCCACUAAUGCAAUCAUCGCACUAGCUAAUCGAUUAGUAGGAGGUCUCGCCUCGGAGAAUGUUCGUUGGGCAGAUUCAGUUGCUGAUUUGAAGCAUCAAGGAGAAACUUUACCUGGAGAUGUACUUCUAGUUACUGCGUUUAUUUCCUAUGUUGGAUGCUUCACUAAGUCCUUCCGAUUAGAUCUUCUACACAAGCAAUGGUUACCUGCUCUUAAAACAAUAGAACCACCUGUUCCUAUUACUGAUGGCCUUGAUGUUCUUACUCUCCUAACAAAUGACACGCAAAUUGCUAAAUGGAACAAUGAAGGUUUACCGAACGAUCGAAUGAGUACAGAAAAUGCUACAAUUCUUUCUAAUUCAGAUCGUUGGCCUCUAAUGAUUGAUCCGCAGUUGCAAGGUAUCAAGUGGAUAAAACAAAAGUAUGGAGAUGACCUACGAGUGAUUCGAUUGGGACAAAGGGGAUAUUUAGAUGUAAUUGAGCAAUCUCUAGCGGCAGGUGCUACCGUUCUAAUAGAAAAUAUAGGGGAAGCAGUAGAUCCGGUUCUUGAUCCCCUUCUCGGAAGGAAUCUCAUUAAAAAAGGGCAAGCGAUAAAAAUAGGAGAUAAGGAAGUUGAAUACAAUCCUAAAUUCAGACUUAUAUUGCAUACCAAACUGGCAAAUCCUCAUUACAAACCUGAAAUGCAGGCCCAAACAACUCUUAUUAAUUUCACUGUCACGAGAGAUGGUUUGGAAGAUCAACUUUUGGCUGAAGUUGUUAAGGUUGAACGUCCAGAUUUAGAAGAUUUAAAAGCUGAGCUUACAAGACAACAGAAUGAUUUUAAAAUCACUUUAAAUAGUCUGGAAGAUUCGCUUCUUUCACGAUUAUCUUCAGCGGAUAGCAAUGUUUUAGGAGAUACAGCUUUAGUGGAAAAUUUAGAAACAACAAAAAAGACAGCAGCAGAAAUAGAACGUAAAGUAACAGAAGCUCGUGGGACUAGUAAAGAAAUAGAUGCAGCAAGAGAACUUUAUAGACCUGCGGCAGCAAGAGCAUCACUUCUCUAUUUCAUUCUCAACGAUCUUAAUACUAUCAAUCCUAUAUACCAGUUCUCUUUGAAAGCCUUUAGUGUUGUCUUUCAGAAAGCUAUUGUCAGAGCUGAUCCAGCGGCCGACGUGACAGGCAGAGUAAUGAAUCUUAUUGAGUGUAUCACCUAUUCGGUCUUCAUGUACACAACGAGAGGAUUAUUCGAGUGUGAUAAACUGAUAUUCACAUCUCAGAUGGCCUUUCAGAUUCUUUUAGCCAAGAAAGAGAUAACUACAACUGAACUAGACUUUCUGCUCAGGUUUCCAAUUGUCCCCCAUGUCACGUCCCCAGUUGAUUUUCUGACCAAUAGUAGUUGGGGAGGAAUAAGGAGUCUAGCUUCUAGAGAUGAAUUUAGGAAUUUAGAUAGAGAUAUUGAAGUAUCAGCAAAACGGUGGAAAAAGUUUGUGGAAUGUGACUGCCCAGAACGAGAAAAGUUCCCUCAAGAAUGGAAAAAUAAAACAUCUAUCCAACGUUUGUGCAUCUUACGAGCCUUAAGGCCUGACAGGAUGACCUAUGCUAUAUCAGUGUUCAUCGAAGAGAAGCUUGGCGUGCGAUACGUCGAGGGUAAGACUGUUGAGUUUUCGAAAUCCUUCGAAGAAACCGGUCCUUCGACUCCCAUCUUCUUUAUCCUUUCUCCGGGAGUAAAUCCACUCAAGGACGUUGAAGACUUAGGACGUAAAAUGGGAUAUACCUCGGAUAGUCAAAACUUCCAUAAUGUUUCUCUCGGUCAAGGUCAAGAGACAGUAGCAGAGCAAGCAAUGGAUAUAGCAUCAAAGAUGGGACACUGGGUAAUAUUGCAAAACAUUCAUCUAGUGAAAAAGUGGUUACCACUUUUGGAGAAGAAACUUGAAGUUGCAGCUGAAGGAUCUCAUCCAGACUACCGAGUCUUUAUGAGUGCAGAACCGGCAAGUACUCCAGCAGGUCAUAUAAUUCCUCAAGGCGUACUUGAGUCCUCCAUCAAGAUCACGAAUGAGCCGCCCACCGGGAUGCAAGCAAAUCUGCACAAGGCACUCGACAAUUUCACGCAAGAGACUCUCGAGAUGUGCAGUAAGGAGGCGGAGUUCAAGGCUAUCCUCUUCUCUCUUUGUUACUUCCACGCUGUAGUGGCGGAACGAAGAAAGUUUGGACCUCAGGGCUGGAACAAAAUCUAUCCCUUUAACGUGGGUGACCUCAACAUUAGCGUCAGUGUGCUUUACAACUAUCUCGAAGCAAGCCCAAGGGUUCCAUGGGAAGAUUUGCGAUACCUCUUUGGCGAAAUCAUGUAUGGGGGACAUAUAACUGAUGAUUGGGACAGAAAACUUUGCGUAUCUUAUCUUGAAGAAUUAAUGCAGCCUGACUUGGUCGAUGGAGAACUUCAAUUAGCUCCAGGCUUUCCGGCUCCUCCAAACACCGACUUAGCCGGUUACCAUGCCUACAUUGACGAAUCAAUUCCACCCGAGUCACCCUACCUUUACGGCCUACAUCCAAAUGCAGAAAUAGGGUUUCUAACGACAACCUCGGAGAAUUUGUUUAGGACAGUCUUUGAAAUGCAGCCUAGAGAUGCUGGCGACUCUGGUGGUCAGACAGUAACAAGAGAAGAUAAAGUAAAACAAAUUCUAGAUGAAAUAAUGGAAAAAUUACCAGAAGAAUUUAAUAUGACAGAUAUAAUGGCUAAAGUUGAAGAACGAACCCCUUAUGUAAUUGUAGCAUUUCAAGAGUGUGAGAGAAUGAAUUGGCUGACCGGUGAAAUGAAGAGGUCACUUAGAGAACUCGAUCUUGGAUUAAAAGGAGAAUUAACUAUCACUUCAGACAUGGAAGAUCUAGAAAAUGCUCUUUUCCUCGAUCAAGUUCCACCUAUCUGGUCUCAAAGGGCGUAUCCAUCUCUAUUGGGACUCACAGCUUGGUUUGUUGAUCUUUUAUUGCGACUCAGAGAAUUAGAAACCUGGUCAACUGACUUUGCACUUCCGGCUUGUGUAUGGUUAGCAGGAUUUUUUAAUCCUCAAUCAUUAUUAACAGCAAUUAUGCAGUCGACAGCAAGAAGACAUGAAUGGCCGUUAGAUAAAAUGUGCCUCCAGUGUGACGUUACAAAAAAGAAUAAAGAAGAGUACACAACUGCACCGAAAGACGGGGCUUACAUUCAUGGAAUAUUUAUGGAAGGAGCCCGAUGGGAUGUUCAAGCUGGAAUUUUAGUGGACUCCAGGCCGAAGGAAUUAUUCCCAAUGAUGCCAGUGAUUAAUAUACGAGCAAUAACUCAGGAUAAACAAGAUUUGCGAAAUAUGUACGAAUGCCCAUUAUAUAAAACACGAACACGUGGUCCUACUUAUGUAUGGACAUUUAAUUUGAAGUCAAAAGAUAAACCAGCGAAAUGGACUCUCGCUGGAGUUGCCUUGUUACUUCAAAUUUAA
This is a messenger RNA of Chelonus insularis, 13632 nucleotides long. It is a transcript of the gene Dhc93AB, whose product is annotated as Dynein heavy chain at 93AB. Gene Ontology annotation, biological process: microtubule-based movement. The transcript is spliced from 36 exons. The record is from RefSeq and is a predicted model, not a curated record. Gene Ontology annotation, molecular function: dynein intermediate chain binding; ATP hydrolysis activity; dynein light intermediate chain binding. The coding region runs from base 1 to 13632 and encodes 4543 amino acids. Gene Ontology annotation, cellular component: dynein complex. NCBI's taxonomy places the organism in Eukaryota, Metazoa, Arthropoda, Insecta, Hymenoptera, Braconidae.